This is a messenger RNA of Helianthus annuus (common sunflower), 1696 nucleotides long. Its product is annotated as tyrosine decarboxylase 1. NCBI's taxonomy places the organism in Eukaryota, Viridiplantae, Streptophyta, Magnoliopsida, Asterales, Asteraceae. Gene Ontology annotation, molecular function: carboxy-lyase activity; pyridoxal phosphate binding. The record is from RefSeq and is a predicted model, not a curated record. Gene Ontology annotation, biological process: amino acid metabolic process. The transcript has 12 exons. Bases 132 to 1592 code for a protein of 486 amino acids.
UGCAAAAACAAAGAAAACAAAAGGUUAAUAUUAAUAACAAGAGAUAAGCCGUGAGUGUUGGUAGUAACAAGAAAAUCAAAUCUUGAUCCCUCCCCACAAGGCAAGGCAAGGCAAGGCAAGGCGAUCAGUAAAUGGAGAAUCUGAAGGCAAUGGAUGCAGAGCAACUGAGAGAAAAUGCGCACAAAAUGGUGGAUUUCAUUGCUGAUUACUACAAGAACAUCGAGACUUUCCCUGUUCUCAGCCAAGUUGAGCCAGGAUAUCUACAGAAGCUUCUUCCUGAUUCUGCACCAAUGCAGCCUGAAUCCUUGCAAGCAGUUCUUCAAGAAGUUGAAAGUGCGAUAUUACCAGGAGUUACCCACUGGCAAAGCCCAGAUUAUUUUGCGUAUUUUCCAUCAAAUAGCAGCGUUGCAGGGUUUCUUGGAGAAAUGCUUAGCGCUGGAAUUAACAUGGUCGGAUUUAGUUGGAUCACUUCUCCAGCUGCUACAGAACUCGAAAUGAUUGUUCUUGAUUGGCUCGCUAACUUACUCAACCUUCCCCAACAUUUCCUUUCCAAGGGGCCAGGUGGUGGUGCGAUUCAAGGGACCGCAAGUGAAGCCCUUCUCGUUGUGCUAUUGGCUUCUCGGGAUAAAGUUUUAAGACAGGUUGGUAAGGAUGCCCUUCGAAGGCUUGUCGUUUACGGUUCUGAUCAAACUCACUCCUCUUUACAAAAGGCUUGCCAAAUAGCAGGAGUUCAUCCCGAGAAUCUUAGGCUGCUAAGAACAGAAAGGUGCAAUGAGUAUGCACUCUCUCCAGAAUCACUCACUGAUGCAAUCUCACAUGACGUCGCCUCUGGUUUAAUCCCUCUUUUCCUUUGUGCUACAGUAGGUACCACAUCAUCAACGGCUGUGGAUCCUUUGCUCGCACUUGGAAAGAUUACAAAGAGAUAUGGAAUAUGGUUUCACGUGGAUGCUGCAUAUGCAGGAAGUGCUUGUAUUUGCCCUGAAUACCGUCAUCAUUUGAAUGGUAUUGAAGAAGCCGAUUCAUUUAACAUGAAUUGUCAUAAAUGGUUUCUAACCAACUUCGAUUGUUCAGCACUAUGGAUAAAGGACCGAAACGCCCUCAUUCAGUCUCUUUCAACAAAUCCAGAGUAUCUAAAGAAUAAAGCUUCUCAAGGUAGUACAGUUAUCGAUUACAAAGACUGGCAAAUUCCUCUCGGACGCAGAUUUAGAUCUCUGAAAUUGUGGAUGGUAUUACGGCUUUAUGGGGUCGAAAAUCUUCAGUCUUACAUAAGAAACCAUAUCAAAUUAGCUCAACACUUUGAACAUCUUGUUGCUCAAGACUCAAGGUUUGAGAUCGUUGCUACUCGGACCUUUUCAUUAGUUUGCUUUCGUCUUCUACCCUCCAACAAAACCGAAGAAUAUGUCAACAAACUCAACCAUGACCUCUUGGAUGCGGUCAACUCAUCCGGGAAGAUCUUCAUCUCUCAUACGGUUCUAUCGGGUAAGUACAUCCUACGCUUCGUUGUAGGAGCUCCAUUGACGGAAGAGAGACAUGUUAUUGCAGCUUGGAAACUUUUUCAAGAAGCAGCCUCUUCUCUUUUGGAGAAUUCAUAGACGUGUUAUCUCUCUCUUAAACAUUGUUUCUGAAAAAGUAAACCAUUAAUACAAUCUAUUGGAAGUCUUCUCUAAUUGAUAUGUGUAAUUUGUGUUUAAAGGCA